This is a messenger RNA of Drosophila sulfurigaster albostrigata, 3120 nucleotides long. RefSeq names its product arylalkylamine N-acetyltransferase 1 (gene speck). The record is from RefSeq and is a predicted model, not a curated record. Lineage: Eukaryota; Metazoa; Arthropoda; Insecta; Diptera; Drosophilidae. The transcript has 4 exons. Bases 563 to 1396 code for a protein of 277 amino acids. Gene Ontology annotation, molecular function: N-acetyltransferase activity.
CAGCACACACUGCGUAUACGUUACUCUAUAUAAAGUGCAAACAGCUGCGAUGUUUGGCAUUCAUUGUUUGCACAAGGGAAGCUAAAGCUCGUUGCGGCCAAAACUUAAUUCCCACCAGGACUUCCAAUUAACAUAAUAUUUGCCUUUGGCACGUGUGUACAUGUGUGCGUGUGUGUGUGAACCCUGCUAAAUUGCAUAAUAAAUUAGCAUUAUUUAUAACUGUCCCGAGUUGUGUUAAGUGUUUUACCCAUUGAACCCUGCCUUGUGCGCUAAAGGAAACAUACAAAAUAAAUCAAAUAACGUUAAUAAACAAAACGAGCCACAAUCAUAAAUAUAAAUCUGCUGAAAAAUAAACAAACGUCGCAAAAACAAAAAAUAACAAAAAACCAAAAAAGUUUAUGAGAAAUAACAAAAAUACCAAAGAGAAGCGCGCGCCAAAAAGCGAAACGUAAAUUUGUGUUUAACUUUUUGUUUCGCUCGAUCUUUGUAUUAUUAUUUAUACGUUCGGGAUUUUCCUCUCCCGGCGGCGCUCUAACAUAAACUUAUAACAAACAGAAUUAAAAUGGAGGUGCAAAAUAUGCGGGAGCAACCGCUGCUGCAAAGCAACCGUCGCAUCCUUGAUUCCAGAUGUGCGCUAAACGAACUAUAUCCGAUCGCUCGUUUGACACACAAAUUGGAGGUGCUCAACAUGUCGUCGACAACGUCCUCUUCAACUACUGUAGAUAGGAAUCAGUCCUAUACCAUUGAAUUGAUCAAGCCCGAGGAUCAUGCGGCUGUACUCAGCAUGCUCAAGACAUUCUUCUUUAAGGAUGAACCUCUCAACACAUUUCUCAAUCUCGGCGAGUGCAGCGACCUUGAAAAGUAUUCAAUGAAGUCGCUUUCGGAUAAUUGCUCAUACAAAGCGGUUAAUAAGAGCGGCGAUAUUAUUGGCGUUUUCAUCAAUGGGCUUCUAAAGCGACCGGCUGCUACUGAUGCACCACCAGAGAAGGCUGCCGACGGCUGCUCGCAUCCCAAAUUCAAAAAGAUUCUGGGCCUCAUGGACCACGUGGAGGAGAAGUUCAACAUCUUUGACAUCUAUCCCAAUGAGGAACAAAUACUUGAUGGCAAAAUUCUCUCCGUAGACACCAAUUAUCGCGGCAUGGGCAUUGCGGGCAAGCUCACGGAACGCGCCUACGAAUUUAUGCUUGCCAAUCAAAUAUCCGUUUACCAUGUCAUGUGCACCAGCCACUAUUCCGCCGUUGUCAUGGAGAAAUUGGGCUUCCAUGAGGUCUUCAACAUGCAGUUCGCCGACUACAAAAAGGAUGGCGAGGUUGUCUUUAAGCCAGCAGCACCUCAUGUGGGCGUUCGUGUGUUGGUUAAGGAGCUCGGCAAGGAGGUGCCGAAAUCGUUAUUGUAAUUUUAUUAACAAUUAGCAGUAGUAGUAGUUGUAGUAGUUAUGCAUUAUAUAUGAUAUAUAUACUAUAUAUGCAAUUUAUAUGUAUAUGAAAUAUGUGAUUUUUUAGUUGGUAGUUCGGUGGCGGGUUCCCAAACAACAUUUCCGAUUAACAAAUCGUGUGAAUCGUGCGUUCAUUUUUCAUUCGUUAUGUACUUUCAAUUAAACAAUGUAGUAACAAAUACAAUAACAACAAAAAAGAAGAAAAACAAGUACAACCUAUACAUAUAAAUAUUAAUGUAAUUAAAUUCACUCGUCGACACGUUAUUUUAAGUGUUUUAAAAAUGUGCUCAAAGAUUGCUAAAUAAAAUAAAAAUAAAACAAGUUCUUAAAAUUAAUGCAGCUCCCAAGUUGUUGUUAAUACAAAUCCAAAUCUAUUCAUAGAAUAAGUAUUGAUAAUCUUACAUAACUUUGCAUUCAAAUUGAGUUCAAUGGACUGGGGAACAAAUUCCCAAUAACAACUGGAGUGAAUUCCCUUGGGAUAUUUUAAACUUGAGCGAUAAUCGAUAUGCAUAAAAUGACACUUCUAGCAGUUUAGAUAUCGAUCUGUUCGAUAUCUUAAGUUGCCGGGGAACUACUCGAAAUUAUUCAAGAAUUUCCCCUGACACAAUUCGAUAACUAAUAAAUAUUCAGGAGGAUUUCUCUGAAAUCCAAAUAAAAUAAAAAUGAUGGCAAAUAGAAUUACUCCAAUAAAUUUUGUAAAAAUAAUUGUCUAUUUAAAUUUACAUAUAUACAAAAGUUGUCAUAAUAAUUUAAAUUUUACUUGGCCGCCGUUCUGCCCAAGGGAUCAUUAGCCAGACGCACAACCAUCCUUCGAAUUUGCUCUUCGUUGCCAUACUUUUGUGCAUCGGCCACGACAGCUGCAUGAUGUGAGUUGGCUUCUGCUGAGACCUCGUCCCGUAUUUGCUUAUGAGUUUGAAACGAAAGCCUUUGCAAAUCAGUUAGUAAGUUAAUCAAAUAAAACAGUCGAGUUCAUGACUUACUUGACUGAGCUAAAUCCAAAGAUGGCGCCUGCGAUGCCCAAGGUGAUUAGGAACAAAGCAACCUUCCAGUUGGACACGCGAUUAAAGCCUUUAAUGCCAUAGUAUGGGCCAGGAUUAGGAUUAUAAUUGGGUUUGACUUCCCAUGGAUGAAUUGUUUCUCGAGCGCUUCUUCCCCCCGGAUUCCAUAGCAAACUAUCAUCGUAUUCCCUGCGGGAUGAGGGUUUCACUAACGUCUGAUAUGCCUCGGUGAUUUUAACAAAUCUAGCAGCGCCAUCUGGCUGUACAGCAGCGUGUUUAACAUCAGGAUGAUACUACAACAGAAUGAGUCUUAAUUAGUCCAAAAUGUCUAAACUGAAUAUAAAGUGCACUUGUUGCACCUGUUUGGAGAGUCGUAGAAACGCAUUGCGUAUGUCCCGUUUGCUGCAAUCAUGACUUAGAUUGAGUACAUCGUAGUGUGUUUCGGCCUUUUUGGCAUUCAACUUUGUCGUCUGUGCAAAACUGCGCAUAAAAUACAAUAAUAGAACAUAGUUUUUAUAUAACAAAAACUCAACAAUCGCUACCUACUUACGUCUGCUGGUCGCUUCCAUGGCGAGCGAAUAGCUCGGUAUCCGCAUCAUGUUAAGGCUCGACCCUGCUUUAUCCCCCGGUACAAUAGUGAACAGUGAUAAACAAAUAAUAAACACAAAUAAUUUCACUCCAUUUGUU